Messenger RNA from Mesitornis unicolor (brown roatelo), 1462 nucleotides. RefSeq names its product glutamate receptor ionotropic, NMDA 3A. The transcript has 4 exons. Gene Ontology annotation, cellular component: plasma membrane; postsynaptic membrane. Gene Ontology annotation, biological process: monoatomic ion transport; modulation of chemical synaptic transmission; ionotropic glutamate receptor signaling pathway. Gene Ontology annotation, molecular function: NMDA glutamate receptor activity; transmitter-gated monoatomic ion channel activity involved in regulation of postsynaptic membrane potential. The record is from RefSeq and is a predicted model, not a curated record. The annotation marks the transcript as partial. Lineage: Eukaryota; Metazoa; Chordata; Aves; Mesitornithiformes; Mesitornithidae.
GUUUUUAGCCAACACAACUUUUGAUGGUCUCAGUGGCCACAUUAAAGUGAAAGGCUCCUCCAUUGUCAGCUCAGAAAACAACUUCUUCAUCUGGAGUCUGCAGCAUGACCCUGUCGGGAACCCUAUGUGGACUCGUCUAGGGAGCUGGCAAGAAGGAAAGAUAAUCAUGGACUAUGGGAUAUGGCCAGAACAGGCCCAGAGACAUAAAAAUCACAUGCAACACCCCACCCGGCUGCACCUCAGAGUGGUAACUCUCAUUGAGCAUCCAUUCGUAUUUACAAGAGAUGUAGAUGAUGAAGGUCUUUGCCCGGCAGGGCAGCUGUGCCUGGAUCCUUUGACCAAUGAUUCAUCCCUGCUAGAUAACCUGUUUGAAACCCUUCAAGGAGGGAAUGACACUGUUCCCAUUGAGCUGAAGAAGUGCUGCUAUGGCUACUGCAUUGACCUGCUGGAGAAGCUAGCUGAGGAUAUGAAUUUUGAUUUUGACUUGUACAUUGUUGGUGAUGGAAAAUACGGAGCCUGGAAGAAUGGUCACUGGACAGGGCUGGUGGGAGACCUUCUUGCUGGCACGGCUCACAUGGCAGUGACCUCAUUUAGCAUUAACACUGCCCGCAGUCAAGUGAUUGAUUUCACCAGCCCUUUCUUUUCAACCAGCCUGGGGAUCUUGGUGAGGACCAGAGACACAGCGGCUCCUAUUGGAGCCUUUAUGUGGCCACUUCACUGGACUAUGUGGCUGGGGAUAUUUGUGGCUCUGCACAUCACAGCUAUAUUCCUCACCCUAUAUGAGUGGAAAAGUCCUUUUGGGAUGACCCCCAAGGGAAGGAAUAGGAACAAAGUCUUCUCUUUCUCUUCUGCCCUGAAUGUCUGCUAUGCAAUCUUGUUUGGAAGAACAGCUGCCAUCAAACCCCCCAAGUGCUGGACUGGAAGGUUUUUAAUGAAUCUCUGGGCUAUUUUCUGUCUGUUUUGUUUGUCCACAUAUACAGCCAACCUAGCUGCUGUCAUGGUAGGAGAGAAGAUCUAUGAAGAGCUUUCUGGAAUACAUGACCCGAAGCUCCACCAUCCGUCCCAAGGUUUUCGGUUUGGAACUGUGCGGGAAAGCAGUGCAGAAGACUACGUGAGGCAAAGCUUCCCAGAGAUGCACGAGUACAUGCGACGGUACAACGUCCCUGCAACCACGGAUGGAGUGGCGUACCUAAAGCAUGAUCCAGAGAAGCUCGAUGCCUUCAUCAUGGAUAAAGCACUCCUGGAUUAUGAAGUAUCAAUAGAUGCCGAUUGCAAGCUUCUAACUGUGGGAAAACCCUUUGCCAUUGAAGGAUAUGGUAUUGGUCUGCCCCCUAACUCUCCGCUCACCUCAAACAUCUCUGAACUGAUAAGCCAGUACAAGUCCCACGGAUUCAUGGAUGUUCUGCAUGACAAAUGGUACAAGGUUGUUCCAUGUGGGAAAAGAAGCUUUGCUGUCACAGAG